UCUAGGUCGAGGUCGGAGGUCUCGAGCGAUCAAAGAGGGAGAGCCAUGGCGCUCAUGGUGGAAGAAGCUCGUGGAUUGGCGCAUCUCGACGAGGUUGUCAAGGCUGGUAAAUCGGUCGUGCUCCAUUUCCGUGCGCCCUGGUGCGAGGCCUCCAAGCAAAUGGAUGUCGUCUUCGAGCAACUCUGUGCCGACACUGCUCCGCGUGCCAGAUUUCUCCGGGUUGAAGCCGAGGAGCAUCCAGAAAUAUCCGAAAAGUACAGCGUUUCUGUGGUGCCUUACUUCGUUUUUAUAAAGAACCAGGAGGUGAUCGACAAGCUGGAGGGCGCGAAUCCAGCCGAAUUGGCCACCAAAGUUGAGGCUUUGGCGGGGGAAGCUGCUCCUCCAAAGGAGAAUGGAGCGAGCAAGACGGAAAUCAAGUCCGAGGAGCCUCCUUCUUCGGUGUCCGGUGAGCUCAAGUCAAAGCUGGACAAGCUCGUUAGCUCCAAGCCCGUGAUGCUGUUCAUGAAGGGGAGCCCCGAAGAGCCUCGCUGUGGCUUCAGCCGGAAUGUGGUGAGUUUGCUCAAGGAGGAGUCCGUGGAUUUUGGGAGCUUCGACAUCUUGCAAGACGAAGAAGUCCGUCAAGGUUUGAAGCUCUACUCCAACUGGCCCACAUACCCGCAGCUGUACUACAAAGGCGAGCUUUUGGGAGGGUGUGAUGUGAUAAUGGAGAUGCACAAGAGCGGGGAGCUGGGAGAAGCUCUUGCGGACGCCAAGCUAAAGUCGCAAGAGAAUGGCAGCAAAGCUCACGCCAAUGGAUCCGACAAGGGACCGGAGGAAACUCUCGAGGAGCGUCUAAAGAAGCUUAUCCACUCGCACGACGUGAUGCUGUUCAUGAAAGGGAGUCCGUCGGAGCCAAAGUGCGGUUUCAGCAAGAAAGUGGCGGGAGCACUCGAGGAGGUGGGAGUUCCUUUUGGCUCCUUCGACAUUCUGAGCGACGAAGAGGUCCGGCAAGGCAUCAAGUCCUUCUCCAACUGGCCAACGUUUCCGCAGCUAUACUUCAAGGGCGAGCUGAUAGGUGGAUGCGACAUCGUCAUGGAAAUGCACAAGAGUGGCGAGCUCAAGGAAGCUGUGGGGGCGACAGAGGAAAAGGAAGACAUCAACAGCCGGCUGAAAAAGCUGAUUCACUCGUCCCCGACAAUGCUUUUCAUGAAAGGGACGCCGGAGGAGCCAAAGUGCGGGUUUAGCAAGAAGGUGGCAAGCGCACUCAAGGAGGAAGGCAUCGAAUUUGGCAGCUUUGAUAUUCUCAGUGACGAGGAGGUGAGGCAGGGGCUCAAGGCAUUCUCAAACUGGCCAACUUAUCCUCAGCUCUACCACAAAGGCGAGCUUAUCGGGGGCUGUGACAUUAUCAUGGAGAUGAAAGAGAAUAAGGAGCUCAAGGAAGCUCUCGCCAGCUAAAGUUCCAUCGUUUCAAGCGAAUCGAAUCCAAGCCAAGAGAAAGAAAAAUAAAACCAAGAUGUUUGUAUUCUUAUUGCUGCUACUCUUUCACUUCCACUGCAAGUGGGAGUGAAGGAACGCUUCGUGAUUAUCCAAAGCUCACUCUUUUACU
Messenger RNA from Selaginella moellendorffii, 1585 nucleotides. Its product is annotated as monothiol glutaredoxin-S17. The transcript has 3 exons. The record is from RefSeq and is a predicted model, not a curated record. Bases 46 to 1434 code for a protein of 462 amino acids. Lineage: Eukaryota; Viridiplantae; Streptophyta; Lycopodiopsida; Selaginellales; Selaginellaceae.